AUGGCUUGGAUCAAGCGGAGCCUUCGGAUGGGGGGAGUUUUUUUUUGGGGAGAAAAGAGCGGGAAUGAGUUAAAUAAACAUGCACGGGGUGGGGGAGGGGCUUGGCUCGGCGCCGGGGGCUGUGGUGGCUUCAGUGGUGGCGGCGUCAUUGUCAUCGGUGUCAUCGUCAUCGGUGUCAUUGUUGGGUAUUGUCAUUGUUGGUCAUUGUCCAUGUUGGUCAUCGUCAUUGUUGGUCAUUGUCAUUGUCCAUGUUGGUCAUCGUCAUUGUUGGGUAUCAUCGUUGGUCAUCGUUAUCACUGGGCAUUAUCAUUGUUGGUCAUUGUCAUUGUUGGGCAUUGUCAUCGUUGUUGUCAUUGUCAUCGUUGUUCAUCAUCGUUUGUCAUUGUCAUCAUUGGUCAUAGUCAUUGUUGGGCAUUGUCCAUCUUGGGCAUUGUCGUCGUUGGUCAUUGUCAUUGUUGGUCAUUGUCUAUGUUGGGCAUCGUUGGUCAUUGUCAUCGUUGGGCAUUGUCCAUGUUGGGUAUUGUCAUUGUUGGGCAUCAUCGUUGGUCACCGUUAUCAUUGGUCAUUGUCAUCGUUGUUCAUCAUCGUUUGUCAUUGUCAUUGUUGGUCAUUGUCAUCGUUGGUCAUUGUCAUCGUUGUUCAUCAUCGUUUGUCAUUGUCAUCAUUGUUCAUCAUCGUUUGUCAUUGUCAUCAUUGGUCAUAGUCAUUGUUGGUCAUUGUCAUUGUUGGUCAUUGUCUAUGUUGGGCAUCGUUGGUCAUUGUCAUCGUUGGGCAUUGUCCAUGUUGGGUAUUGUCAUUGUUGGGCAUCAUCGUUGGUCACCGUUAUCAUUGAGCAUUGUCAUCGUUGGUCAUUGUCAUCGUUGUUGUCAUUGUCAUCGUUGUUCAUCAUCGUUUGUCAUUGUCAUCAUUGGUCAUAGUCAUUGUUGGGCAUUGUCCAUCUCGGGCAUUGUCGUCGUUGGUCAUUGUCAUUGUUGGUCAUUGUCUAUGUUGGGCAUCGUUGGUCAUUGUCAUCGUUGGGCAUUGUCCAUGUUGGGUAUUGUCAUUGUUGGGCAUCAUCGUUGGUCACCGUUAUCAUUGGGCAUUGUCAUCGUUGGUCAUUGUCAUCGUUGUUCAUCAUCGUUUGUCAUUGUCAUUGUUGGUCAUUGUCCAUGUUGGGUAUUCUCAUUGUUGGGCAUCAUUGUCAUUGGUGUCAUCGUCAUCAUUGUUCACCAUCGUUGGUCAUCGUCCAUGUUGGGUAUUGUCAUCGUUGGGCAUCAUAAUCGGUGUCAUUGUCACUGGUGUCAUUGCCAUCACUGGUCAUCGUUAUCGUUGGUCAUUGUCAUUGUUGGUCAUCGUUGGUCAUUGUUGGGCAUUGUCCAUGUUGGGUAUUGUCAUCGUUGGGCAUCAUCAUCAGUGCCAUUGUCAUCAUUGGUCAUUGUCCAUGUUGGGUAUUGUCAUCGUUGGGCAUCAUCAUCAGUGCCAUUGUCAUCAUUGGUCAUUGUCCAUGUUGGGCAUUGUCAUUGUUGGGCAUUGUCAUUGUUGGGUAUUGUCCAUGUUGGGCAUUGGCCACUGGUAUUGUUAUCACUGGGCAUCACCAUUGGUGUCAUUGUCAUUGGUGUCAUUGUCAUCGUUGGGCAUUAUCAUUGUCACCAGUGUCAUCAUCAUCGGUGCCAUCAUAAUUGGUGUCACUGUUGUCAUUGUCAUGGCUGCCAUUGA
Oenanthe melanoleuca is the source of this 1695-nucleotide messenger RNA. RefSeq lists its product as uncharacterized. Bases 1 to 1695 code for a protein of 564 amino acids. The transcript has 2 exons. The record is from RefSeq and is a predicted model, not a curated record. Lineage: Eukaryota; Metazoa; Chordata; Aves; Passeriformes; Muscicapidae.